AUGCAAGAAAAAAUUCACAUGAAAUUCCCCGGGGAAGACGGCUCCUCAGGAAUCAAGUGGCACCAAGACUGGGCAUUUCUUCCCCACACAAAUGAUAGCAUUGUUACCGUUGGCUUGGCUGUGGAUGACUCCACCAAAGAAAAUGGUAAGCAACAGAAAGCUAGGUAGAGCGAUUUUCGUAUGACCUUUAAAUGAAAACUUGCGAACAAAACAGAAACAACAAACGAACGGCAAUAGAGCGAUUUGAUUGGUUUAUCGAACGGAUACAAACGCGCGUGGUUUUUGUUUGGUUAAACGAACGCUCGGGUGAAAAACCUCAUGCCUGAGAACUUUCUAGAAAUCAUCCUUUACUUCGCUUUGACGUCAUACUGCAACACGAUUGGCCAGUCGAACGGUAAGUUCUCCAUAAUAAGUUUUUCUUUGGCGGGAAAACGAAGAGGCCAUGUUUUGAUCUUUUCAUUCAUUGGCUGAUAAAACAAAUAACGAACACUUACCGAAACCAUUUUUCAAGGUCAUACGAAAAUGGCUCUAACCUGAGAAAAAAGCCGACUUUUAGCGACGCCACCUUUGGUUUCCCUACGAAAUGUAGCCCGCGUAGCAUGGCAGUUUGGGUCGGGAGCGCAACGACAAAACUGUCAAGCAGGGCGGAUAAAUGUUGGGCGGUGAAACGAGCGCUCCGCUCUUCAUUUAAUGUGUGAUGCGGAGUAGGACUGGCACGAGCGCUCUUUCCGCGCUUCCGGUGCGCUUCAAGGCCGGCGAAAUUUUCCUUUUUGCAAACCGGAAAUCCUAUUUUCUUUCUGUAAUUCCAGGCUGAAAUGUUAAAUAGAUAGAUUCGUUUCAUAACAAUAUCAAUAGCAGUUUUAUACGUUUGUGUCUGUACAUCUAUAAGUCAAACUUGUUGGUCGUAUAAUGCCAAAAUUUGAGUUUAAUUUGAAAGUGUUGAAUACCUCGUCCUUCCACUAAAUAUCACUUACUCGUCUUUCGCCGUUUCGUUUGCAAAAGCUUAACACUUCUUAACCUCAAUUUUUACAUAUGUUAAAGGAGGAUAAAUUUUAUAUAACAUAACAAAAAAUUAGAUUGAUAUAUAUAUUGAUAUAGUGGCGUUGUACUUCUUCAAACUUUGCUUCUCGGGUGCAACGCGCAAUGGUGAUUCGCGCCAUGCGUUGCAAAUUCGGCAACCGCAUGUAAACAAAAUUUAUUGAGGUUAGUUGUAAGGUUUUUUCUCCGCUUUUCUCUCUAAAACAAAACAAGGUAAAAAGAAAAAACUGAGGUGAAACUAAUUUUGAAGUUUCGAAGAAACAGAAAGAAGUCUGAGAUGUUUUUUUCAAAAUUAAAAAGAGGGAUGAUGGUGAUUGAAAUUAGCAUAAUUUCACCUUGCACGAACUGCACGCAUACACGUCAUCUAGUUAUGAAACACGAUCUGCUGUCUUUUAGUUUUGCCAUGGAUGACAUGGAUGAGAUUUUCCUUCGUGUUUUAGACAAUACUUAGUUGUUUUUGUUUUGGAAUAACAUCGACAUUGGCGAGUAGCAGAACGAAAAUAUAAUUCAGUGGUAGAGUCAUGGAAGUAAUAAAAGAAACCCUUUGAAAGAGAUGUUUGUCUACUCUAACUAAACCUCCCGCCAAAAAUAGCAACAUUUGCCUCUCGAAGACAGCGUACCAGCACAAAGGAACGAGGGAGAAGUGAAAGAAAACAAUUCAAGCCGCCAUAAUUCAGUGACUGCGGCAGUGUCUAAUGUACAAACCACAUCAUAUCGCAAGCCCCGACCGAAGUCGAAAACAAGCGACAUUUCUAAGCAGAGUCCCAGUCCACUGCAUCACACCUUUUUGCUCGGACGCGCUCGUUUCACCGCCCAACCUUUAUCCGCCCUGCUGGCAAGCCACACGGGCUAUACGAAAUGACGUCCGAGGAAAGAGCGUAGAAAUUCCAUACUGAUGACGCGUCACUAACCAGAUUUGGGUUGCGCUUCUGAUUGGUUGAAGCAAAUAUCCUUAGCGGCACGACUAAUCAAAAGCACCUCCCAGAACUGAGUAGUGACACGUCUUCAGUAUUGAAUUUCUGCAGUCGUCGCUCAGACGUCAUUUCGCAGUGGUAGCGUCGCAAAAUGUUGGCUACGCUACCCUUUCACUUCGUAAAGUAAGCUGUCAGAUUUGAAGGAAGACGGUUAACGAGAAGCUUUUUUAUCCACCCCCGUGUAAUUCGCGCGCACUGUGUAAUACAUUAUGGCGUCGCUCUCUUUAGUGUAGGCUUGCCGUCGCUCUCUUUAGUGUAGGCUUGCCGUCUUAUGUAAGACGCGUCUUACAUAAGACGCGUCUUAAAUAAGACGCGAACUGUACCAUUUAUACGAGCAUGUCUUAUCUAAUAAGACGCGUCUUAGCUAAGCCGCGUCUUAUUUUAGACGAAAUGUGCCGUUUAUACGGAAACUUCGCGUCUUAUUUAAGACGCGUCUUAUGUAAGACGCGUCUUAUUUUUCCUCGUAUAAAUGGCCCUAUUGUUGCAUACAUUAUUCUAAGUCAUAAUCCUUGCCAUUGAAAUGAAACAGCGACAAUAAGUUUUCCUUUCCUUUGACGCCAGUUUUAGUUUCUGUUUCUAGCGACUGAGGAUUGAUCGUUCGCUGGAUUCAUGAACAUAGGAAGGCUUUAUAUAUACAUGCACUUUUAAGGUUCUAUGUAAAGACAAUUCAUCUUUCCUUUCUCUCAAAGGCUGCCUUCAAGUCGUCCCUGGAACUCAUAAAAAGCCAAUCCUUUCUCACUUUAAGGACGGCAAUUUUGUGUCAGCAAUAGAAGAUCCGUCCUUUGACUCCAGUAAAGCUGUACACGUUGAAGUUCCAGCCGGCGGUGCGUCAUUUCACCAUGUGCGCACUGCGCAUGCUUCAGGACCCAACAACUCGACACAAUCAAGGCGAGUGUGCUUCACUCAGUACUGUGCUACCGAUGCCUGGCCUCUCAUUGGCGUUGUUGGACCGGAGGGGUAUGGUGUUGAAGGUCCAGUGGACUGGGAACGAUUCUGUUCUACCAUUGUACGUGGUUCACCAACUCUUUAUCCACGAAUGUUGGAAAUUCCGAUAUCUUUGCCAUUUCCAUACGAAAGAGGAUAUGAUGUAUUUCACAACGAUUCUCAAGAAGCAGCAGAAAGUAAACAGUAG
Messenger RNA from Porites evermanni, 3144 nucleotides. The record is from the annotation of a GenBank genome assembly. Lineage: Eukaryota; Metazoa; Cnidaria; Anthozoa; Scleractinia; Poritidae.